Molecule: messenger RNA, 615 nt
Organism: Dibothriocephalus latus
Lineage: Eukaryota; Metazoa; Platyhelminthes; Cestoda; Diphyllobothriidea; Diphyllobothriidae
Source: the annotation of a GenBank genome assembly
GACUCCAUGUUUACCGACAAAGUUUAUGAUGGAAUAAAUGUGUUUGUUCACAAUCCGGGCACAUUUCCCACGUACGAGAUUAGCCACAUGCCAACCAGCUUCCCCCUGCGUUACGGACAGAUCGCGCAUAUCGAGAUCUCGGGACUGCAGUACACGUCCGACAUGAGUGGUCGCAAGGCCUGCAUCAAGUCCACGGCACCCUAUCGUCAGGAGGACUGGAGUCGGCGCAGGGUGGCUGGCGCGAUCGGAACCGCCCUAGGCGUACCGCCACACCUAGUUCGCCUCUCCUCGAAGCGGGAGUACCAUAAGAGGCACAUUGAGAAGGAGCCAUUGUUGCCUGACUCGCAGUCCGCCAGGCGGCCACUCCACACGAACAAACGGCCUCAGCCCCCGUGCGAGUCGGUCAAUGGACUGGUGUGGGAAAUGGGUGCAGUUACUGAUAUAUCCAGUGACCUCUUCUACACGUACCACAUAAACGACCUGGCCCCCAGAUACAAGCGCCAGGAUGAACGGCUCACAUCUUACAGGCGUGAGAGUACCCGCAGUCAGGUUAAGAAAAAGCCAUUGCAGCCUUACUCUCAGACUGCCACCCAGCCACUUCACAGAAACACAUAA